Phycomyces blakesleeanus NRRL 1555(-) is the source of this 837-nucleotide messenger RNA. RefSeq lists its product as hypothetical. The record is from RefSeq and is a predicted model, not a curated record. The coding region runs from base 1 to 837 and encodes 278 amino acids. The transcript has a single exon. NCBI's taxonomy places the organism in Eukaryota, Fungi, Mucoromycota, Mucoromycetes, Mucorales, Phycomycetaceae.
AUGGUACAAUCUGAGAUAUUGUAUAGCCUUUCUAACGGUGUGGCUACAAUCACCUUAAAUCGUCCUAGUCGAGGAAAUGCGCUCACACUAGCCAUGAAUCAGGCCAUACUUAACCUUUUGCCUGUACUAGCCAGUGACCCAACUGUGCGUGUCCUGAUUCUCACAGGAGCAGGACGCUAUUUUUGCACCGGCAUGGAUCUCGGAGCAGCUAUUAACAUCGGUGCUAACAAUAGUCCCCAUAGCCCCAGUAAACAACAAGAACACAAUCCAUCAAACGGCUUUCAGGCCGGUCUGGAUGUUUUUGAUGCUCUCUAUCGUUUUCCAAAACCCUUGAUUGCUCGCAUCAAUGGCCCAUGUCUAGGCGGAGGUGUAGGCCUGGUGUUCGUGGCAGACAUCCGAAUAGCCACAAACACGGCCUACUUUGCCCUCACCGAAGUCAAACGUGGUAUCGUCCCGGCCAUCAUAUCACAGUAUCUUGUUCCCGAACUGGGUUCCCUUCGUGCACGUGAAUACAUGCUGACCGGAAGACAGAUCUCAACAACUGAAGCUCAUUUUCUCAGUGCCGUUGUACCCCAAGAUCAGUUGGACACCAAAGUACAGGCUUAUUGCCAAAUGCUCAUCAGUUCUGCCCCCCAGGCCAUGGCUGACAUCAAGCAACUGAUUCACACGGUCGCCAGUCGGGCCAACCCAACCAACGAUGACAAUGUACGACUUGAGGUCAAUAAAGUCUACACCAAUAUGAUGCAAUCUGACGAGGCUGCUUAUGGAAUCCAGGCCUUUCUCAACAAACAGACUCCAGACUGGACAGCAUAUUUAAAGAAAAAAUCCAAACUUUGA